UGCGAGUGAACCAUGGAGCUCCGCGUGGGGAAUAAGUACCGCCUGGGCCGGAAGAUCGGGAGUGGGUCCUUCGGAGACAUCUACCUGGGUGCCAACAUCGCUUCUGGUGAAGAAGUUGCCAUCAAGCUCGAAUGUGUGAAAACGAAGCACCCCCAGCUGCACAUCGAGAGCAAGUUCUACAAGAUGAUGCAGGGAGGAGUGGGAAUCCCGUCCAUCAAGUGGUGUGGGGCCGAGGGCGACUACAACGUGAUGGUCAUGGAGCUGCUGGGGCCCAGCCUCGAGGACCUCUUCAACUUCUGCUCCCGCAAGUUCAGCCUCAAGACGGUGCUGCUCCUGGCCGACCAGAUGAUCAGCCGCAUUGAGUACAUCCACUCCAAGAACUUCAUCCACCGGGACGUCAAGCCUGACAACUUCCUCAUGGGGCUGGGCAAGAAGGGCAACCUGGUGUACAUCAUCGACUUCGGCCUGGCCAAGAAGUACCGGGACGCCCGCACCCACCAGCACAUCCCCUAUCGGGAAAACAAGAACUUAACUGGCACUGCCCGCUACGCCUCCAUCAACACCCACCUGGGCAUCGAGCAAAGCCGUCGGGAUGACCUGGAGAGCCUGGGCUACGUGCUCAUGUACUUCAACCUGGGCUCCCUGCCCUGGCAGGGCCUCAAGGCAGCCACCAAGCGCCAGAAGUACGAGCGGAUCAGCGAGAAGAAGAUGUCCACUCCCAUCGAGGUCCUCUGCAAAGGCUACCCCUCUGAGUUCUCCACAUACCUCAACUUCUGCCGCUCCCUGCGGUUCGACGACAAGCCCGACUACUCCUACCUGCGCCAGCUCUUCCGCAACCUCUUCCACCGGCAGGGCUUCUCCUACGACUACGUCUUCGACUGGAACAUGCUCAAAUUCGGGGCUCCCUCGAGCCAGGCUCAGCCCCGUGACAGCGAGGCUAUUGCGCUGCCCUGCCCCCACCCCCCUCCCAGUGCCGGGCCCGCGUACUCACGCACAUACUGGUGCCCGGCGCCCCUGGGCACCCCGGGCCCUGCAGGUAGGCCGGUGGAGGAGGUGGAGGAGGUGGAGGAGCUGCCCCCCCAAAACUGCUGGCCUAUGGUCUGGACUCCAGGGCCCCAGUUCUGACAGCACCAGGUGCCUGAGCCCAUCGGGGCCAGGCCCAAGGAGGUGUCCCUUGGUGUGGGGGGAGGGGGGGUGUCAGUAGGGGGGGCGUGGCGGAGAAGGCCCUGCCCAGGGAUUCUUGGGGAUGAAUCAGCGGCCUGAUGGACAGAGCCGGAAGGAGGGGUGACGUUCCCUGCCCUGGAGGGCCUGGGGCUGGGCACCAGGAGCAGCUCAGCCAGGCCCGUCAGCAGCCUCUGUACUGAAACUGAGCUCAUUAAACGUCCCCCCUGCACCCGCUUCACUCGAGUUGCCUCUCCUUUCCCCACGGCCUCAGCGGCUCUGGCGGGCGCUCGGGACCGAGGCCUUGUUCUGGAUGGGGGGCAGCGUGUGGUCUUGUGCCUCCUCUCUGGGCCUCAGACAGGGGGGCCUGGAACUGCUCCCUAAGGUGUGGGGUGGAGGCUGAGCAGAGACCAGGGUUUCCACAGGCCCAGGGGCCCCAGGGGAGAGGUUGGAGGUGGCAGUGGGCACCUUUCCCCUGGACCUUCCAGCUGGGAGUGUGGCCGAGGGCCCGGCAUCUCCUCGCCACGGCACCUCCGGGGACUCGGACGCGGGACCCUCGCUCACCAUGUGGGAAGUCAUCCUAGAGCCUGGGUCUGGGAGGGGCUCGGCCCUUCCGUCAGUUCAGCUCCAAACACAGGAGUUGCAUUGUCGUUCAGUACGGCAGCCACUGGCUCCGAGGGCUACGUUUUCAUCGAUUAAAGUUAAUCGGAGCUGAACACGUCACGUGUCAGUCGCACUUGCCACAGUUCAAGUUCUCAGGAGCCGCGGGUGGCUGGCUAGUGGCUGCCAUGUCUGGCGAGGCCGGCGUGGACAUGUCCAUCACAGAAAGCCGUGGACAGUAGAUGGCUCCUCAGAGCCUCCCAUUGCAUCGUCCACCGCCAAGAUUUCAUCUCGUGGGGCUGCGAGCUCGCUCCCCCCCAGGCUGGCACUCCGGCCCCUCCCGGGGUCCCCUUUGAAGAGGCCCCGGAGUCAAGCUGAGCAGAGGUGCGGCGGCUUUCUCCAGCACUGACCUCUGGCGCGAAGGCCAGCGACCGGAGGUGUGGGCGCCUUGAGCCCCACCGCUGUGCUGAGCCAACCACUCCAGUCGCCCCCUGGCAGAAGCGCCUGCAGACAGGGGCCAAGGACCUAUCAUGCCUUUCAGCAGAAGCCAGGACCCUGGCACAGCGCCCCCUGCGGGAAGCCUGCAGCACCGGCCAGCAGAUGGGUGCCAUGCUGGGCACUGGGCCAGGCUGGUCAGCAGGAGGAUCCGCCCCUGACUGAGAGCCUCCCUCCUUGGAGCAGCCACCCCCUAGCGUCCAGUGUGAGGCCUGGAGUCGGCAGACCCGGGAGCCUGGGUGCAGCGUUCAGCCACUGUCCGAGGCCAACCCGCUGCCAGGGAGAAACUUGACCGGGCCCAGGACGGUCCGCGCAGCGCAGGCGGUGACUGGAUGUUACCUUGUCUUUUCUUGUGGGCAGAUAAAAGCCAAGAGACCUC
Molecule: messenger RNA, 2635 nt
Organism: Myotis lucifugus (little brown bat)
Lineage: Eukaryota; Metazoa; Chordata; Mammalia; Chiroptera; Vespertilionidae
Product: casein kinase I
Exons: 8
Coding region: 13-1125 (370 amino acids)
Biological process (GO): endocytosis; peptidyl-serine phosphorylation; signal transduction
Cellular component (GO): nucleus; cytoplasm
Molecular function (GO): ATP binding; protein serine/threonine kinase activity
Source: RefSeq, a predicted model, not a curated record